AUGGUUUACUGGGCAUGCGGUUUCACGAAUACGGACAAUCUAAAGAGGCUGCAAGACAGCUUGCAGGGGCUCGCCAAAGAAGCAGUGCAGAGUCGGCUUCUGAUGCCGGAAUCGGUUCCGGACGUCAUUGAAGAUUUACGGAAACUCUUUGGAAAUCCAGAAAAGCUGUUGAAAAGCUUGGUCGCAAAGGUCCAGAAAGCUCAGGCUCCACGAAUGGACAAACUAGAAACAUUCCUCUAUUUUGGAAUCGCAGUCAAACAGCUGAGUGACCACCUCGAAGCAGCUGGCAUGCAUGACCACCUUAGCAAUCCUAUGCUUGUCCAAGAGCUCGUUGGUAAAUUGCCACCCGAGUAUAAAUUGGAUUGGGUGCGAUUUAAGCGCGGCAAGACCGAAACACCUCUUAAGAGCUUUUCUAUCUUUAUUAGCGAAAUAGUGUCGGAAGUGUCAGAAGUCGCUGAUUUCACAGUCGACUCAGGAGAUUUGAUUCAAUCGGGACGAAAUAAGCAUAAGAAAAGGGAAUUCAUACACACUCAUGACUCGCAGCCGAACAGGUCCGGUGGGUCGCAAACAGAAAUAUAUGCAAAAUCGAAAAAACCUUGUGUUGUUUGCAAUCGUAAUGACCAUAAGGUGCGAUUCUGUGACGAUUUCGCUAAAUUGAAUAUUCGCGGACGUUUAGAAAUAGUCGAAAAGUUCAAACUUUGUCAGUUGUGCCUCAAUGAUCAUGGCAAAGUACAAUGCACAUUUAGAAGUCGCUGUAACGUUCCCAAUUGCACUAAAAAGCACCAUUCCUUAUUGCACAGAGCGGAAAAGAGUAUCCAACUGUCCGUCGUGGAAAACAAUACUCAUUUCCAGUCGCGUCGGUCGGUGAUAUUUAGAAUAGUGCCCGUUACUCUCUAUGUUGGAGGGACAGCGGUGGACACUUCAGCAUUCCUUGAUGAAGGCGCAUCCGUGACGUUGGUUGAGGAUAACGUUGCUGAGCAACUGAAUGCCAGGGGAAUUCCAGAACCGUUAGUAAUUACCUGGACUGCAAAUAUGAAGCGACACGAAGAGACAUCACGGAAAAUCAAUCUCCAAAUCUCCGCCAGAGGAUCCAGAACACGGCACAACUUAAAAGAAGCGCGUACUGUGAACGAACUAGUUUUACCGAAACAAGAGGUCUGCUUAAACGAAGUUUUAAAUCGGUAUAACCAUUUCAAAGGACUAUCCCUGCCCGAUUAUGGAGAGGAGACUCCGCGAAUCUUGAUCGGACUAGAUAAUCUGCAUCUUUUCGCACCCCUCGAAUCAAAGGUGGGAAAAUUCGGCGAACCUAUUGCGGUGCGAUCACUCUUAGGGUGGUCCAUAUACGGCCCCGACCAGCACCGGUCGUCAGCGAAAACGUACGUGCACCAUCAUUUGGUGCGGCCUGUUAGCAAUGAAGAGCUACACGAUCUUCUGAGAAAGCAGUACACUUUAGAAGAUACGUGUACGCAGACGGAGAUACUUCCUGAAACGGACGACAUUGUGCGAGCUCGAAGGAUCCUCGAGCAUACAACCCGACGACUUGGAGAUUGUUUUGAAACUGGUUUGAUCUGGAAGAGUGAGAAUGUAGCCUUGCCAGAUAGCUACCCAAUGGCGCUGAAGCGAAUGAUGGCACUAGAACGAAGGCUUUCAAAAGACCCACAACUGCAAGCGGCAGUUCACGAACAAAUCGAAUCUUACCAGCUUAAAGGAUACGCGCAUAAGGCGACACCAGCAGAGUUGGCGAAUUUAGAAGGAUUGAAGGUGUGGUAUCUGCCGCUGAACGUAGUCCGUAAUCCAAAGAAACCGAGCAAACUGCGUUUGGUGUGGGACGCGGCAGCGAGCGUAGGAGGCAUAUCGCUGAAUUCGACACUGUUAAAGGGGCCGGACCUUCUCACGUCACUUCCGGCGGUCAUUAGCAAAUUCCGAGAGCGUCCGGUGGCGAUUGGUGGUGACAUACGUGAAAUGUACCACCAAUUGCGUAUUAGAGAAGCCGAUAAGCAAGCGCAGCGGUUCAUCUUUCGUUUCGAUCCUUCAGAGCCUCCACAGGUCUACAUUAUGGACGUGGCCACCUUCGGUGCCACUUGUUCACCGUGCUCCGCGCAAUUUAUAAAAAACUGUAAUGCGCUAGAAUACGCUGCACAAUUUCCUGAUACGGCAGAUGCAAUCGUGGACCGAACAUAUGUAGACGAUUACUUCGAUAGUCUGGACACUGAGGAAGAGGCUCUACAGAGAGCUACGGAAGUACGGUUCGUCAAUUCCAAAGCGGGUUUCGAAGUAAGAAAUUGGUCGUCGAACUCGCUGUUCGUUCUUAAAGGUUUAGGCGAAGAAAAGGCCGCUGAGUCGGUGCACUUUCAUUUAGAUAAAACUACUGAAAACGAACGAGUGUUGGGCGUUAUUUGGAAUCCCCGCUACGACGUAUUGUCAUUUGCUGUACCUACGGGAGCCGUAGUGUCAUUAGAUCAUCCUGGAAUAGUGACCAAGAGAGCAGUUCUUAGUUCGGUUAUGACCCUCUUCGACCCGUUGGGCCUACUGGCUCCAUUUACGACGUUGGGAAAGAUGCUUGUACAGGAUCUUUGGCGCUCGGGAUGCGAGUGGGACAGCGAAAUAGACGACGAAUCAUUUAAGAAAUGGACAUCGUGGAUUAGUGCGUUGCCGGGAAUAGCCGAGUUGAAAAUCCCGCGGAGUUAUUUCGGCGCUACGCAGUCCAAGGAGUUUGGCCCUAUCCAGUUGCAUAUAUUUACUGAUGCUGGGGAAAAUGCAUAUGGAUGCGCCGGUUUCCUGCGAAUCGAAGUAGAUGGCGUAGUCAAAUGUUCGCUUGCGAUGGCUCGCUCGAAAGUGUCUCGCCUCAAGCAGCUUACUAUCCCCCGCCUGGAACUGCAGGCGGCAGUGAUGGGUGCGCGGAUGCCUCAUGUAAUUAAAAAUAAUCAUUCGAUGAAAAUACAGCAAACCUUUAUCUGGACCGAUUCCAGGACCGUCCUAUCUUGGGUCACGUCGGAUCAGAAACGUUAUAAACAAUUUGUCAGCUUUAAAAUCGGGGAAAUACUGACCCUGACAAAACUCUCAGAGUGGAAGUGGAUACCAUCCAAAAUGAAUAUUGCGGAUUGUCUCACGAAAUGGAGAAGUGAUUCUGGAUUGUCUCCCGAAUGGUUUAGUGGGCCUAGCUUCUUAUAUGACACCGAAGAUAGGUGGCCACAUCAACCCCUUCCUCCUGCAAACACCCAAACUGAGCUGCGUGCAGUAUAUCUAUUCCACGAUGUUAUACUUGCCGAAAGACUCAUUGAUGAGACCAGAUUUUCCAAGUGGAAGAUUCUCGUGAGAGUAAUGGCAUGCGUAAUUCGCUUCGUUUCCAAUUGCCGUCGGAAGUUACGUGGCGAUUCUAUUGAGGCACUAAAACCGACGCCGAAUCAACAGAGGCAAAUUAUUACGAAUAUACCGUCGGUCAAAGUACCGCUAAAGCAGAGUGAGUAUCGACAGGCUGAAAUCGUUCUAUUCAGAUCUACGCAAAACCAUGCCUACAGUGACGAGAUCAAAAUCCUAAAGAAAAACCAGCAGAUCGAACCAUCGCAAAUGAUACCCCUGGAGAAGAAUAGUCCGCUGUAUAAGCUGACACCUCUUUUAGACGACGAACAAGUGCUGCGAAUUGAAGGUAGAUGUGACAAGGCUGAUCACCUGCCAUUCGAUAUGCGAUUCCCGAUCAUCCUUCCUAGAAAUGAUACCGUGACAGAACUAUUAGUGCGACACUACCACGAAUCGUUUGGUCAUGCAUUUAGAAAUACCGUCAAGAACGAGAUCAAGCAACGAUUUUAUAUUUUCAACUUAAAUUCAGUUGUGGCGAAGAUCGAACAGAGUUGUAACUGGUGCAAAGUGCACAAGAGUCAACCAAAAGUCCCACGGAUGGCUUCGCUUCCCGUACAACGUCUAACUCCGUACCGGCGACCAUUCACGUUCGUCGGUAUUGACUACCUUGGCCCGGUAGAAGUAUCAGAAGGACGUCGUUCAGAAAAGAGAUGGAUUGUGCUAUUCACAUGUCUCGUGGUACGAGCAGUCCAUCUUGAAGUGGCGUACAACCUCACCGCACAAUCCUGUGUCAUGGCGAUACAACGGUUUAUUUCGCGAUGGGGCCCGGCUACUGAGUAUUUUUCCGACAAUGGCACCAAUCUAAAGGCGGCGAGUAAGGAGUUUGUUCAGCAGGUACGAGAGAUCGAUUUCGAAUGUGCCGAUGAAUUCACCAAUGCCCGUACGAAAUGGCAUUUCAAUCCGCCCGCCACCCCCCAUAUGGGGGGCGUGUGGGAACGAAUGGUUAGGACCGUGAAAAGUACACUGUCAGCGUUGGAUGAUGGCAGAAAAUUAACGGAUGAAAUCCUCCUAACCUCGUUAGCUAAAAUCGGUGACAUGAUCAACAGUCGUCCACUGGUGUACGCUCCGCAGUGCGCUCUUGAAGAAGCGCUUUCUCCUAAUCAUUUCCUGCGGGGAAUAGCAGCAAACGAACCUCAGGAAGUACAGCCCCCCACGAAUCCUGGAUUGGCCCUUCGCGAUGCUUAUCAGCGAUCCGUGCAGCUCACAAACCAAGCGUGGGAGCGCUGGAUAAAAGAAUAUGUUCCGAGUAUAAACCGUCGUAAUAAGUGGUUCGAUGAAUCGACGCUGCUUAAAAAAGGAGAUUUAGUUUACGUGGUCGAUGGCAAUAAGCGCAAAACGUGGAUUAGAGGAAUCAUCGAAGAACCGAUUGUGUCGAGUGACGGCAGGAUUCGCCAAGCGUUCGUUAGGACCAAUCACGGAGUGGUCAAACGGGCAACCGCCAAUCUAGCUAUACUAGAGAUCACUGAAGGUAACGCUGCUCCGGAAGACGGUUCCUGA
Molecule: messenger RNA, 4854 nt
Organism: Sabethes cyaneus
Lineage: Eukaryota; Metazoa; Arthropoda; Insecta; Diptera; Culicidae
Exons: 1
Coding region: 1-4854 (1617 amino acids)
Biological process (GO): DNA integration
Molecular function (GO): nucleic acid binding
Source: RefSeq, a predicted model, not a curated record